Molecule: messenger RNA, 4743 nt
Organism: Myxocyprinus asiaticus (Chinese sucker)
Lineage: Eukaryota; Metazoa; Chordata; Actinopteri; Cypriniformes; Catostomidae
Product: bone morphogenetic protein receptor type-1A-like
Exons: 13
Coding region: 512-2107 (531 amino acids)
Biological process (GO): BMP signaling pathway; protein phosphorylation; dorsal/ventral pattern formation
Cellular component (GO): plasma membrane; signaling receptor complex
Molecular function (GO): SMAD binding; ATP binding; transforming growth factor beta receptor activity, type I
Source: RefSeq, a predicted model, not a curated record
UUUCCUUACACAGAGGCAUUACUAGAGAGAAAAGAAGGAAAGAGACCUCAAAACCGAAGAAAAACCUCAACGAAAGCAGGAUUAAUCAAAUAAUCUAAAACCCCAUCAGAGAAGGUGUCUGUACUUCACGCUUUUAAGACCUCCGUCACGAGUCAAACAAGUCCCAAUUUCAAAGAUUUGGAGUUGUUUUAGUGGCUGCUUCAUCAAUAGGUUUUUUAGUGAGUUUGUGGCUUUUGCCCAGUGAUACCACUCCAGAGAGAAGUCUCUCAAUGCUGAUCCUCAUGAGGCUGAUUAGACAUACUGUGGUACCCCAGAUCAUUAUGUUUUGCCACACGUGCUACCCUGUGAGGGUCUUAAAUAAGAGGAGGCUAUAAAGAGGCCUUGAAGUCUUCAUCACGCAAUCUUCCUCUUCCUCCGUCCACUUGCCUUCACAGCUAAUUGGCCACCUCAGUUGUCUCAGAAGCAGCAUUGCACGGCGCAGCCAAUCCAGCCACACGUUUCCACUGUCAGCAUGAAGAAAAGCGUCUCUGUCUUCCUUGCCGUUUUGGGAGCCAGCGUCCUCCUCUCGCUGCAGGUUGAGGGUGGGCAGAACCCAGACUACAUGCUCCAUGGCACUGGGGUCAAGUCUGGAUCAGAUCCCAAAAAGCCCCAGUCAGGGGAUGGAUCCACCGUGGCACCCGAGGAUGCAGCCCGCUUCCUUAGCUGCUACUGCUCAGGCCACUGCCCUGAAGAUGCCACAAACAACACCUGCGAGACGAAUGGCCAGUGCUUUGCUAUCAUUGAGGAGGACGAGCACGGCGAAGCUAUUCUCACCUCAGGCUGCAUGAAAUAUGAAGGCUCUCACUUUCAGUGCAAGGACUCUCCUAAUGCACAGAGCAGGCGGACCAUUGAGUGCUGUUCCACAAAUUUCUGUAACAAAGACCUACAGCCUACACUUCCACCUCCUCCAGACAAGCCUUCGUUAUGGAACGCCCACUUGCUGGCCUUCCUUAUCUCAGUGACUGUUUGCUGCUUCACUUUAGUCGCCAUUACAGUAGUGUGUUACUACAGGUAUAAGCUGCAGAUGGGACGGAGACGGUACCAGAGAGACCUGGAAAAGGACGCGUUCAUCCCAGCUGGAGAGUCUCUCAAAGACCUUAUUAGUCAGUCCAGUACUGGCUCAGGUUCAGGGCUCCCCCUGCUGGUCCAGCGCACCAUCGCUAAACAGAUUCAGAUGGUGCGUCAGAUUGGAAAGGGGCGGUAUGGAGAAGUGUGGCUCGGUCGCUGGAGAGGAGAAAAGGUAGCGGUGAAAGUGUUCUUUACCCGUGAAGAGGCCAGUUGGUUCCGAGAGACAGAGAUUUACCAAACUGUUCUAAUGAGACACGAGAAUAUACUGGGCUUUAUUGCUGCAGAUAUUAAAGGCACAGGAGCGUUCACUCAGCUUUUCCUCAUAACAGAUUACCAUGAGAACGGCUCUCUCUAUGACUAUCUGAAAUACACUACCCUGGAUAUACAGGCCGUGCUGCGGCUGGCCUACUCUGCAGCCUGUGGCCUGUGCCACAUGCACACAGAGAUCUAUGGCACGCAGGGCAAGCCUGCCAUUGCUCACAGAGACCUGAAGAGCAAGAACAUUCUCAUAAAGAAGAAUGGCACCUGCUGCAUCGCUGAUCUGGGCCUGGCAGUGAAAUACAACAGUGAUACCAAUGAGGUGGACAUCCCUCUUAGCACAAGGAUGGGUACACGGCGAUACAUGGCACCGGAGGUCCUGGAUGAGACGCUGAAUAAGAAUCAAUUCCAAGCAUACAUAAUGGCCGAUAUUUACAGCUAUGGUCUCAUUGUUUGGGAGAUGGCCCGCCGAUGUGUGACAGGAGGCAUUGUUGAGGAGUAUCAGUUACCAUACUGGGACACGGUACCUUCAGAACCAUCCUAUGAGGACAUGAGGGAAGUGGUGUGUGUGAAGGGAAUGCGGCCAGUGGUGUCCAAUCGCUGGAACGGUGACGAGUGCUUACGGGCCAUGCUAAAACUCAUGUCUGAGUGUUGGGCACACAACCCAGCCUCUCGCCUCACAGCUCUUCGAGUCAAGAAAACACUCGCCAAAAUGGUUGAAUCACAGGACAUUAAAAUAUGAUCAGUUCUCCCUCCAAUAGCAACCUAAGAGAAAUCAUGGAGAUACUUAUGCUCACACCAUGAAUUAUUGCCUCGGUUCCUAAACAGACCUGUGGGAGCGCUGCAUAGCAGAACAUUUACCUCCCUGCCUGGCUGCCUUUUUUUUUUUUUUUUUCACCUUUUUGCAGUUACACUCUUAGUGUCAUUUAGCACCCUCUGCUGGACAGUACAUGCCAAAGCGCAUCCGCAUGGAAAUAUGGGCAGAAUUCCAGUCCACUAUCACUUGUCCAGAUUUCCACUCCCAAACUUCAGGGAUCGGUACUCAUCAUCACUGUCUCCACCAUUUUUCCCCUUCUUUACUUCAGGCAAUCUUUUAUAUGUUGGGAGAGAAAUGAUGAGCUUAUGGUGCUUUCUGUGAAAGUAGAGGAAUAUGUCUGUAUGGAAAAGAAUGGUGGCAGCAUUUGCCAUUGGAGCACAGUAAUGGAGCCAUAUUUCAGGAGCAUUUGGAAGAAAGCUAAGGACUGACCCAUCUGUCUUUGAAUGAGAGGCCGACAUAUUUGAGGUGAUAUUCAGACUUGUGAUCACCCGUGAGACAUAUGCUUGGGAUGUGCUCUAGUAAGGCUUGCACUCACAAAAUUAACACUUGGGAUUUGGACUGUGUGCAGAAGUCGCCACCAAAACUGCAAGAGAGAUUGCACCCUAUUUAAUGCAAAUGACCCAUAUGCUAUAUUAUCGUCUAUUUGUAUAAAACAAAAAUGACCCAUAACUACAUAUUGACAUUUUAAUUAUUAGCCAUUUUGAAGAAUUAUUCCUUCAACUACUUUUGUUUCUAAUUAUCCGUCCAUUUGGUGUUCAAAUACAGAAUUGGAUGCUAGCAAUAAGGUUUGUCUGUUAGAAACCUCCCCAUUUGGAAAAGCAGAAGAUAUAUAAAGAAGACAUGUAUUCACUUUUAGGGAAUAAGUUCUGUUCAGGUGCAAUGACUAGAGUAAUGUGAUUAUAACUCCAGCUCUUGCUUGAAGCAGUAAAAUACAACUGGUCAAAGACUGCCAGCACUGCAGCCAUAAAGGUCUAUUAAGCUAGCGGAUGGUGACAGAUCUAAUCUGGCUUAUUGCUGGUUUCCUGGUGUACUGCUGAAGUUGGAUGCCCACAGCUUUCAUAUGCCACACAACUGAUGUUUUAUUUUAUUCAAUUGCCUUCAAGUCAACCACAGUAUCACAUCUGAUUAAUCAGAGUCAGAUUGGAUUUCUGUUUUAAAUGCCUCAUUUAAAUGGUUUUGCCUUGAAUUUAAUGUUGUGACCGCUUGGGAAUCAUAUGACUGAUGACUCUGGUGUCAAAUCCCAUAAAUGUCUUAUGUGAUAGAUAUGUGCAAAUGCAUGUGCUAUUUAUUCAUGUCAUGUCUUAUAGUAUGAAUUAUGAAUUAUCAAGGUAAGGAACUUUACUUGCAGUCUAUUAACACUAUUCUUGCAAACAACAAAUGUUUUUACAGAGCAGCUUAAUCUUGCAAGUACUAGUAACAGUGUAUUUAUAACUUUGUUGAGAUGAAAUUUAAUGGUUAAUGACUUUUUAUCAAAGUGUGGGUGUGCAUUAUUAUUUCUCAUUUGCGCUCACCCGUGUUCCUCAAAUGUGUACAACUAGAACCGUCAUUUGAAAUGUACAUAAUAGUAAAUAGUUAAUGAAAAGGAAAAUUAUUUGUUUUGCAAGACUUAAUGAAAACAUUUUUUACUGAAAAGCUUUGUCACAAAUUAAAGUCAAUGUGACUGAUUUACUGCAUAAUUGGCACUUGUGAAAAAUGCAGUUUUAACUUCAAAACUUUUGCCAUCAUCACUUCUGCCAUAACAUUUAUGGAGAGGUACAACCUUGUGUGUAAGUGUUUUCUCAUUGUUUGGGCUGCAGCUCAAGCUUAGUCUGUCCAUUACAAUCAUGCCAGUUACCUUGUGAAAUCACAUUUGAGCUAAUUUAAAGGAAUAGUUAUUUCAUCAUUUAAUUACCCUCAUGCCGUACCAAACUCAUAUGACUUUCUUUCUUCUGCAGAACACAAAUGAAGAUAUUUAAAAGAAUGCAUGAUGUGUUUUUGUCCAUACAAUGUAAGUCAAUGGAGUCCAAAGGUUGCAAGCACCAAAAAGAAAAUAAAGGCAGCAUACAAGAAAUCCACACAAUUUAAGUGGUUUAAUCCAAGUCUUCAGAAGUGACACGGGAAAGGAAUGGAUGUAUUUCUGUUUCUCACCCAAAGCAAUCAUUUCACUUCUGAAGACAUGGAUUAAACCACUCAAGUUGUAUGGAUUACUUUUAUUCUGCUUUUAUAUCAUUUUUGGAAAAUCAUCUCAUACUUUUUUCAAAAUAUCUUUGUGUUCUGCAGAAGAAAGUCCUACAAGUUUGGUAUGGCAUGAAGCUAAUUAAAUGAUGAGAAAAUUAUUUUUGGGUGAACUAUCCCUUAAAGCUCGUCUGUAAACAAGUUGAGAUAAAUGACUCCACAACAAUUUGUCUUAAUUGUUUAAUGUGUAAUAGAAACCAUGUAAAAUGGCCUGGAAAGAAAUUUGUGUUGUGCACAGCAUCUGGUUUUAAGAGAGGUGCCUUAUGUUGACCAAGAAAGGCUGUUCUGUACACAGAAUUUGUCCAAUGUAUCCAUUUUUAAGUAAAUUACCUUAUUUUAGUACACAA